Pyricularia pennisetigena is the source of this 1794-nucleotide messenger RNA. RefSeq lists its product as uncharacterized. The transcript has a single exon. The record is from RefSeq and is a predicted model, not a curated record. Bases 1 to 1794 code for a protein of 597 amino acids. Lineage: Eukaryota; Fungi; Ascomycota; Sordariomycetes; Magnaporthales; Pyriculariaceae. Gene Ontology annotation, molecular function: uroporphyrin-III C-methyltransferase activity. Gene Ontology annotation, biological process: siroheme biosynthetic process; sulfate assimilation.
AUGGCAACGCUAACCGCCCAACCUACCGCCGGCACCCAACCACCAAAAUACCACACCUCUCUCCUCACAGCGCUCGACUGCCGCGGCCAUGUCCACCUGAUCCUGGGGACGAACCCUCUUGCCGCAUCACGCUGCACGCAGUCCCUCGCCGCCGGCGCAACUCCUAUCGUCAUCGCUCCGGCCGCCGGCGUCACGGACCUGCACUACGCCCUGCAGAAGCGCAUCGAUGCCGGCGAGGUCCAAUGGCUUCGCCGCCCCUUUGAGGACGCCGACCUGUCCACGCUCGGCCGCCCAGAGGUCGACGGCUUCGUGGAUGCCGUCUUUGUCACCGCCGCGGGCCCGCGAGACCCACAGUCGCCCGCUGCCCACGUCGCGGCCCUAUGCAGGCGUCAGCGCGUCCCCGUCAACGUCGUCGACAGCCCCGCCCUCUGCACCUUUAGCCUGCUGAGCACCCACGCCGACGGCCCGCUGCAGGUCGGCGUCACCACCAACGGCAGGGGCUGCAAGCUGGCCAGCAGGAUCAGGAGGGAGAUCGCCGCUGCGCUGCCCAGGGAUCUGGGUGCGGCUUGCGCCAGGUUGGGCGAGGUCAGGAGGCGCGUGCAGGAAGAGGAUGGACGCGGCGGCGCCAAGGCCGGGGAAGGCAUGACUACCGACGACGACUCGUACGACCAGUCGGCGAGCUUCAACAAGCUCGUGACGGAUGCGGAUAUCGAAGCCGCCAAGACUAGGCGUAUGAGGUGGCUAUCCCAGGUCUGCGAGUACUGGCCGCUGAAGCGCCUGGCCGCCGUGACGGACGCCGAUGUUGACGCCGUGCUGGCAUCGUACCACACCAGCGCCAGCGCCAGCGCCAGCACCAGCACAUCUAUAACACAACCAGAAACGACAACCCCUCCCCAAGCCCACCCCAGCCCAUCCUCGUCACCAUCGUCUCCAACCCCGCGCGGUCGCAUAAUCCUCGCCGGCUCCGGACCCGGCCACCCGGACCUCGUCACCCUCGCGACGCACAAGGCCCUCCAAACCGCCGACGUGAUCCUAGCCGACAAGCUCGUCCCGUCGGGGGUGCUAGACCUGAUCCCACGGCGGACGCCCGUGUCCAUCGCGCGCAAGUUCCCGGGGAACGCCGACGCCGCGCAGGAAGAGCUCAUCUCGUCCGCGCUGGCCGCAUACCAAGCCGGAAAGACGGUCCUGCGCCUGAAGCAAGGCGACCCGUUCGUCUACGGGCGCGGCGGCGAGGAGAUUGCGGCGUUCCGGGCGGCCGGCGUGCCCGAAGACCGCGUCGCGGUGCUGCCGGGCCUGACGAGCGCGCUGUGCGCCCCGCUGUUUGCCGGCAUCCCCGCCACGCAGCGCGACGUGGCCGACCAGGUCCUCGUGUGCACCGGCACCGGCAAGAAGGGGAAGCCGCCCACGCCGCCGGGCCACCUGCCCUCGAGGACCGUGGUGUUCCUCAUGGCGCUGCACAGGAUCGUCGGGCUGGUUGGGGAGCUGACGGAACGGACGGCCGAGGAGCAGGGCGCCGGCGAGGAGAAGAGGGCGCUGUGGCCGAGGGAUACGCCCUGCGCCGUCGUGGAGCGCGCCAGCUGUCCGGACCAGAGGGUCAUACGGACGACGCUGCGGCACGUCGCGGAGGCCAUCGAGCAGGAGGGCAGCAGACCGCCCGGGCUGUUGGUGGUCGGGAGGGCGUGCGAGGUGCUGUACAGCAUGGAGAAGGGGAGAGCUUGGGUGGUAGAGGACGGGUUCAAGGGGCUGGACUACUUGGAUGACGUCGUCGCUCAGGGAAUGCCGCUUCUAGCAUGA